Olea europaea var. sylvestris is the source of this 3778-nucleotide messenger RNA. Its product is annotated as wall-associated receptor kinase-like 20. Bases 318 to 2369 code for a protein of 683 amino acids. Lineage: Eukaryota; Viridiplantae; Streptophyta; Magnoliopsida; Lamiales; Oleaceae. Gene Ontology annotation, molecular function: polysaccharide binding; protein kinase activity; ATP binding. The transcript has a single exon. Gene Ontology annotation, biological process: protein phosphorylation. The record is from RefSeq and is a predicted model, not a curated record.
UGACUUGCCAAUAUAUUGGCCAUGAAUAUUGUUAUUUCAAUUUUCUUUUCACAAUAAAGUAGAAUGCUUUGAAGUGCUAACACAACAAUAAACUAAACCUUAUUAUUCCCGAUAUGAAUCCCUUUUCAGCACCCCGUUCGGUUCUUUGUUCUAUUUCUAUUAGAAAAUUAUAAGAAACAUUAUCAGAUGAACACCAUGGGAUCUUAUGAGCAAUGAAAUUACUACAAUUUGCAAGAGGUUCUCUAUGGGACCAAAAAAUAGGAUUCCAACUAAGAGUAAACGCCAAAAUGUUCAUGAUUUUUUGAAUUGAUUCCUGCAUGACUGCAUCUACUUUCUGCAUUUUCAUUGCUCCAACUUUAUUCUCUUCUAUGGCCUUUAUUUACACAGUCUUGCACCUCUUGGUAUCACAAUCUUUCUCCACAUCUUCAGUUUCUGUUCCACCAAGGGCCAUGUGUGAAACAAAUUGGAGUCUGAAUAGCAUAUAUGUGUCUCUCUUAUUUCUUCUUUUCUUUCAUUGCUCUUCUUCCCAAAGGACCUGCUCAAACUGUGGCUCCCUAAAAGUUCCAUAUCCCUUGAGCACGAAUAGUAACUGUGGUGAUCCCAAAUAUGCUCUUCGUUGUGAUCCUGACUCUCAAAAGCUAUACUUUGAUUCCCUCAAUGGAAGUUCAUAUCACGUUCUCAAAAUCAUGCCCUCUAUCCAGCGCAUGGUGGUGCAGUCAUCGCCCUGGCUUCCAGACACCUGCAUCACUAAAGACAUGGUAGACAGUGAGGGACUAUGGUUGAACCAGUCACUUCCCUUUAAUGUCACUUCAUCCAACACUAUCUUCCUAUUCAAUUGUUCGCCUCGACUCUUGGUCUCUCCUCUCAAUUGCACUCCUUCUAGUCUUUGCCAUAGAUACCUUGAGAGCUCUGGACACGUUGAUGCAAGGCGCGCCUUUCAGUGUUCGAGUGGACUGUAUCCAUGUUGCACUUUUGUUGCCGGUGGCAUGCCAUCAGCAUACAAGAUUCGGCUGCACGCUUCAGGAUGUAAGGCAUUUAGAAGCAUUAUUCACUUGGAUAAUGGAAAACCAGCUAGUCAGUGGGAGGAGGGAUUGGAAAUUCAAUGGUCUCCCCCACCUGAGCCACUCUGUACAUCCCAAUCCGAUUGCUUGGGUCCUUCUACAUGUUCAGCCACCGGUAAAAAGGGUAUUUAUCGUUGCCUUUGUCAUGUGGGCUAUCACUGGGACCCCAGUCUCGGAACUUGUUCGAAAGGAAAUAAGGAAAAUUCCAACUUCAGCCUCACAUUGAAGGUGUCUAUUGGGGUGGCUUCAUUUUUAGUGUUGGUUGCAGUAUUAAUUGCUAUGACACUAAUUAUAAGAUCCCGCAGACUUUCUUACCAGAAAAAGCUAGCCAAGGAAAGAGAAGAUAUGUUAAAAUCAAGCAGUGGUGGGAAAUAUGCAAGGAUGUUUAGUCUUAGAGAGAUCAAGAAAGCUACAAAUGGAUUCUCUAAAGAAAGGAUUUUAGGGAGUGGUGGUUUUGGAGAGGUCUAUAAGGGAGAACUUCAAGAUGGAACUACUGUGGCGAUAAAGUCCGCUAAAGUAGGAAAUGUAAAGAGUACCCAACAAGUAAUCAAUGAAGUUGGGAUACUCUCUCAAGUCAAUCACAAGAACCUGGUACAGCUCUUAGGGUGUUGCGUUGAAGCUGAACUUCCAUUGAUGAUUUAUGAGUAUGUUUCUAAUGGAACCCUCCAUGACCAUUUGCACGGUAAGUACCCAAACUUUCUUGACUGGAAAACAAGGUUAAGAAUUGCUCUACAAACUGGAGAAGCAUUAGCUUAUCUGCACUCGGCUGCUUAUACUCCCAUAUAUCAUAGGGAUGUCAAGUCAACAAACAUACUCCUGGACGAUAAGUUCAAUGCAAAAGUUGCAGAUUUUGGGAUAUCAAGACUGGCUUCCCCAGGGUUAAGCCAUGUGUCAACUUGUGCCCAGGGAACAAUGGGGUACUUGGACCCCGAAUACUAUCGUAACUACCAGUUAACUGAUAAAAGUGAUGUUUACAGUUAUGGGGUUGUGUUAUUGGAACUUCUGACUUCCCAGAAGGUUAUUGAUUUCUCACGUGAUCAAGAUGAUGUAAAUUUAGCCAUGUAUGUGAGACAGCGAGUUAGCAGCAGUUCACUAAUGGAAGUUUUGGAUCAAUGCUUGUUGGGUGAGGAGCCUUCUGAUAAGAAAAUAGCAAGUUUGAAGAUCUUUUCUGAGCUUGCGCUUGCAUGUUUAAGGGAGAAGAAGGAGGAAAGACCGAGCAUGAAGGAUAUUGUUCGAGAACUUCAAUUUAUGACCAAUAUGAUGUGUGAAGAAGAUCAGGAUUCUGAUGGGGCAUGCAUUGCUGUAUGAAUUCACAUUAAUACUUCUUUGCUUGAUAAAGAGUGAUAUGUGAUUAAAUUAAAUAAUGCAGGUAAUCUUAGAUGAUUAAUGAAGUUGAAAGGGUGUGGAUUUGGUGUUAAAAAUGUAAUAGGAGUGGUUCCAGAAGGGCAUUGAUGUGUUGUUCACUUAUUCUUAUAGGAGCUAUAAAGAAUUGAGAACUAGGUAUUAGUGGGUGGAAAUAAAGAUCAAAAGGGAUUAUAAUUAGAUGCUUUGUAUAUAAAGUAUGAUGAAUUUCCAAAUUUGUGAAAGUGAAGAACCAAAUAGUAUACUGAACUAGGACGAAGUAUAAGAAAGUAGAUCAGCUUUAAGAAGUGGCCAAAGCAUUUGAGAAAAAGUUCUAUAUAUCACUGGAGUUGUUAAAAAGUAGAAGAGCAUCAGUUGUUUUGCUAAACAUUUGCUUUUCCUUCUGGAAGAAUAUUUCUUUUCUCCUUUCCGUCCACCUCUCAAGUGAGUGUACGAGGACAUUUGAGAAUGGCAAUUUCACGAUGCACAAGGGAAGAAUACAAAAUAAAGGUUUCAUAUAAUGUUCUAUUAACAAACAGUAAUAAGUUUUGCAACUAUUAACCAGAUAAACAGCUAUGAAAUGCCAAUUAGAACAUUCAAGUAACAAAAGCAUGUCUGAAUAUGCAUGUAAAACAAUGAAAGCGAGCUUUAAUAAUGGAAUACUUUUUUUAUGUAUCCCUAUCCAAAUAUGCUCCAUUUAAACUGAAGAGAUAAAGUAGAAUUUAAACUGCACUUAGAAUACCUUGAUAUAUUAUAAAUUGUUAGUGGUUUCCAUAUCUCAACACGUGUCUAAUCUCUUCAAGAUCUUUGUGGAGAAAUUCCAUAUGAUUGGAAGAAAAAGUCGAAAGUAGUAAAGCUAUUAAGAUUCAUCUCAACCAGUUGUGGACAAAACCUGAAUAACAUGAGAGAAGAAUAGGGGUCCUAACUCUUGUCUGGAAAAAUUUUAUCAGACCUUUGAGUAUUCGGGAAUUAUCCCCGUAUGUUCUCCAGAUGAAGUGGAAAUCAGUCGGCCACAUUCAGCAUAGCUGUAUCAAACCACUGGGUUGGUAAAAGUAAAUUUCAAAAGGGAGAAAGACAGAAAGGGUUCAAAGGAACCAUGCAAGUGAAAAAGUAACAAGUUAUACAAUGAAAGCAAUACAUACAAAACUCAGCAAGAUAUAUAAAAAAAUUCAGUAUUAGUUAAUUUUGAAUAAAGAAAAGAACAAUGCAAAAUGACAACAUUAUCAUUUUCAGCUGUGCUAGUAGGGGUAUGAUCUAAAAAGGACAGGAUAUUAAGGGCUUGUUUGAGCCACAAUAUUUUCAAAAAAAUACAUUCUUCAUCAGUGAUUUGACAUCAUUUCAACCACAUAUUCUUCAAUAAAAUAAUAUUACACGCA